Messenger RNA from Neospora caninum, 1296 nucleotides. RefSeq names its product GJ17676, related. The record is from RefSeq and is a predicted model, not a curated record. Gene Ontology annotation, biological process: S-methylmethionine cycle. The coding region runs from base 1 to 1296 and encodes 431 amino acids. Lineage: Eukaryota; Apicomplexa; Conoidasida; Eucoccidiorida; Sarcocystidae. The transcript is spliced from 8 exons. Gene Ontology annotation, molecular function: S-adenosylmethionine-homocysteine S-methyltransferase activity; zinc ion binding.
AUGCCAGGUUCCUGUUUCACAGAAGACGUCGUUCUCCUUGACGGCGGUCUCGGCACUCAUUUGCGGGCCUUGGGAGCGGAGUUCAAUGGUGAUCCGCUGUGGGCAAGCAAAGCAGUUCUGGUGGCCCCGGACCUCGUGCGACGUGCACAUUAUGACUUCUACCAUGCGGGCGCCGACGUCGCCAUAACGGCUACCUACCAGGCGUCCCUCACGGGGUUUGCAAAGAUCGGUCUCUCUCCCAGCAACGCACACGAAGCUGUCGCUCUCGCGAUCAACCUCGCCGCCGAGGCCCGACAGCUGGAUGAAGACGGCGAUGCGCCGGCGUGCAGUUCCGCAGGGGACGAGCGGGAGAACGAAGGUCCUGAGGCGCGAACUCCCGAGGCUCCAAGCACUGCGGGGAAGGGCGGAUUCCAGGAAGUCCAUGCUAGGGACGCCGACCGGCCGAGACGACGGCGGAACCGCAAGAUCUUUGUGAGCAAUGGCUCCUAUGGCUCAGCUCUGGGCGGGGGCGCUGAAUAUCGGGGCAACUACGGUGUCUCAGAGGAGGUGUUCCACGACUACCAUCGCUGGAGGUUGCAAGCGGCGCUCGAACUGGAGCAUCUCGUGGACGGCGUGGUAUUUGAAACUCUGCCUGAGAGCGCAGAAGCAAAGGCGAUUGUCUCCCUCCUGCGAGAGUUCCCGUCCCUCCGCGGCAAAACUUGGAUUUCCUUCACCUGCAAGUCGCCAACGCAAUUGGCUAACGGCGAGGAUUUCCGAUCCGCCGUGGCCGAUGUCCUAAAACUGGAUGGGCGGGACUGUUAUAUCUCGGGCAUUGGCGUGAACUGCUUGCCGGUCUCGACGACGGUGCCGCUGCUGUGUUCGCCGCCUCUCCGCGACUCCCUCGCCGUGUCUCUGGAAAAAAGCCGGGAUCCGUGGAACCUCCACGUCGUGUGUUACCCUAACAACGAGGGUGCCCGGAACGCUGCGGCAACUUCAGCGAAACCCGAGUCGCCGGAAGUCUGCCAAGAGUUGGUCCACGGUGCUGCCCCACGCGAGUGCGACCUCGUGGAUCGGACGACCGCCAGCGCGCCGACAAAAAUGACUUACCUUGCUGAAUCUGCCCCCGAUGGCCAGUGCGGUCACGCGACGUUGCCGGCAAAUCCCAGUUCACGAGAUUUCAGCCUGAAGCACCCACUCGCAUCUCAGGUGUCGGCGUGGCUGAAGGGCGGAGUUUCUGCUGUCGGCGGCUGCUGCGGUACCAGUCCGGAGGACGUGAAAGAGAUCGGCGCCGUUCUCGAGAACCUGCGCGUUCGAUAG